Pomacea canaliculata is the source of this 1322-nucleotide messenger RNA. RefSeq lists its product as uncharacterized. The record is from RefSeq and is a predicted model, not a curated record. Gene Ontology annotation, biological process: rRNA processing. Lineage: Eukaryota; Metazoa; Mollusca; Gastropoda; Architaenioglossa; Ampullariidae. The transcript is spliced from 5 exons. The coding region runs from base 45 to 1181 and encodes 378 amino acids.
GACCAAAAUAAAACAGGGGAGACUACUCGGAAGGAGACCUUGAAAUGUGGAGGCCGUUGCGCUGUUUGCUAAAGACACAUUAUUCUAGUGUGAUAUCAGUCAACCAGAAGCAAUGGAUGUCGAACUCCAACAUAAAGAUGACAAAGACACUUCAAAAGUUGUUCAACAGAGGCGGUGGCAUGAAGAAGAAGUUGUACCCGAGCCCAAUCAGCAGUAUGUUUAGCAAAGAGGAUGAAUUUACUCCAAAAGUAAAACCUGUGUAUACUGAAGGACAGUUGAGACGCGCUCGUCAGGUUGGACAUGUCUUGUAUGACGCCAUUGUACAAAUUGUCAAUUCAGGGCAGCUGUCGCCACAGAUUGCUGAAAUGGCAGUGGAGAUAGUACAAGUGAAAGUGGUUCCUAACUUCAGUGCUGUCAAUAUCUACUGGAUGGCAAGUGGAUCUGAUAAAGAUGGCAGAGUGCAGACUUUAUUGCAGCAGCAUGAAGGGACACUAAGGCAGAUUUUGACAUCCUACCACAUUUUGGGUCGAAUCCCACGUCUUUCUUUUGUAAGAGAUGACAGCCAAGCUCACUAUAUGCAAGUGGAGCAUCUUCUGAGUACUGCAGACUUUGGACCUGACUUCACGCCCUCGCAGUUGACCACUUCUAUUCGUGAUAAUAUAUACCAUAAGAGAAGCAACGAUCACAGCCUCUCUGAUUCAAAUCGAUUAGUAGUAGAUAGACUUCAGCAUGAUCUGCAGCAGCAAAAUAAUUUUAACAACACAGCUGACUUUCAUGAUAAAUCUUUACCUCAGGCAGUAACUUGUGAAGUUUCCAAUCUUAUUUCUUGUGGUGCAGCAUUGGAUGCUAAAUGCACAGAGUUGUUUGAUGCAAAAGAGAAGGAUACGCCUGCUAGCAUGUUACAAGCAGGUUUCAGAGACAAUCUGUAUGGAGUUGAACACACACAGCUUAUGAAUAAGGUUUUGACACGCAAGAAAAAGACCAGAGUACCAAUCACUGCUACAGAAAGUAGCCCUUCAGAUAUCACACCUGUCAUGGAUGCUAACAGCCUGAAGAAUUUGGUGAGAAAGAGGCGUGAAGCUAAAGGCAGACAACUCUCUGACUACCAUUAUCUUGGCAUGCAAGACUGGAGUUCUGAUGAUGAUAAAGUAACUACUGAUGAUGAAUUUGAUGAAAGAUGAUUUGGAAAUCUGUUUCAGGUCUAACCUAUAAGAGUAAUAAAUGUUUUUUAGAUUACUGUAGAAGACUUUUGUAGUACAUGUAUCACAAUUAGUGCUUUUGAAACAGCUGGAGACAAGAGCUAUAGCAUAUACAACUGCAAA